AUGAACGCCAACCAGGAAUACUUCCGAGGGAAAACCCUCCUACUAUCGAUAUGUGCUCUCUUCACAUUCACUACGUUCAUAUUGAUCAUCGUCGCUACUGCAGGGUCCACUGCAAACUAUAAACCAUUGACCAACAUCUACAUCGGAGAUGCAGACAUCUCCCACAUUAAAGUUACCAAGGUCAUUCCUCAAAUCGGCCCCAUCUUGACUAUUCUCGGUACCGCUUUAACCGCCCCAAACACAACUUUGGAAGGCAUUUUCGGCUCGCUAAAGGCCAUCGCUGAUACUCCCGCUUUGACGCCAUUGAUGACUAUCUUGUCUAAUGCCGAAAAUGUCUCGUCAACUAUGCUUUCCCUGACCGAUUUGGCUCCCUUGGCCAUUAGUGGUAAUCCUACGGAAAAUACAAAGGAAUUGGUGGCCAUGAAUGGGCUGGUACAUGAUGCAUCGGAUCCUAAUCAAAUGCUACAAGGUUUAAGCGCUUUGGUGUUACCAUCCAUUGAAUCCAUGAACGAGACUAUCGCUCAACAUGAUAACUCUACACAAAUUGUCAUGGCUCUAUUGCAGGAUUCUGAUGAUCCAUUGAACUCCACAGAAUCUUUGCAAGUCUUGAAUGGGUUGUCCAUGGCUGAUAAGGCAAAGAUGUUGCCCGUUUUCCAAAUCUUCCAAGAUACAAAUAAUAACACGGCAACUUUAUUCGCUUUGCAAGAAUUAAUGUCCGCUGAUCCACCAAUCGCAUCGUCCUUGGCUACCAGUCUCAUUGAAACUUUGCAAAGAGCAUUGGGUAGUUCUGAUUCAAAUUUGAAUUCCACUUUCAAUUCUUUAUCCGCUGCCGUCCCUGAUAAUAUGAAAUCCUCGUUGGAUGCUGUAAGAAUCUUAUUACAAUCAACCAAUCAACCAAAUGAUACGCUUUCCAUUCUUUCUGAUUUAAUUGAACAAAAUAUAACAACUUCGGAAACUGCCAAGAAAUCAUUCGUACAAUUGACUAAUUUAUUGGUUCAUACUUCUGAUCCACCAAUGGUAUUAAGAUCAGUACAAAGUUUAGCUCUAGUACCCAACGUUACCAAGUCGAAUCAACAAUUGGAUGCAUUGCAACAAAUGCUCGAGGCAAGUUCUGAUCAAAAUUCUACCAUAAGCAUCCUAUCUCAAUUGAAUCAAGGGUUAACUCCAAACAGUACUACCAUUCAAUAUAUCCCCUCGUUAUUCAAUCUAUUGAGUGCAUCUUCUGAUCCAGAAACUACUUUCUCCUCCUUGGUGACCCUAACUUCAUGGGCCCAAGAGAAUCCAUCCACUUUUGUCCCCAUCAUCUCCAUCCUUGACGAUGCACAAUCAGUACAAAUCAUUUCAGAACCACAAUUAGUAGCAAUGACCCCUGAAUUGUUGACAUUCUUGGGAAUCCCCAUCCAUUUCCGUCUAUCCAUCUUCUCUCUAUGUAAGGCAGACAUCAAUAACGAGAUCAUAUCAUGCACAGCACCACAUGCCGUCCAAAACAUGGAUUUCAGAGCCAUAGUCUACGCAAGUUUAAUGGAUUCAGAAUUCAGACCAUAUUUGCAAGCAUUAAACAUCACAGCAGAUAAAUUACAUCUUGAUGGGAAAUUACAAGACAGAGAACACGAAUACGUACCUUCCAUAAAGGCAACUUUGGCAAUGAAUUUAUUAGCAAUCAUCUUUAGUUUCUUCACUUUAGUCAUCACCUUCGUACUAAUGUUUGUCACAAGAUUAGUCAUUAGCAAGAUUACUUGGCUUUCCACCCUUCUACUAUAUCUAAGUGUUGCCCUAUUCGCAGGUUUGGGUGCCACCGUCCUCACAGUCGUGGUACAAAUCAUCAAAUCAGGGACUCAUCACGAUAACUAUGGUGUCGUGUUUAAAGGUGGAUCUGCAUAUUUCGGAUUGGUUUGGACAGCAUUUGCUCUAGCGGUCAUUGCUGCAACUUUAUUAUUAUGGGCAUGUUGGAAGAUGAGAUACGCUAUGGGACUACUACAUCAAAAGAGCACAGUAUCAGAUGUCGAAGAUGGAGGAGAAUUCGUGGACAAGAAUACCAGUGGAGAAAAGUUGGUCAUGGCUACUACAGAUUUGACCGCUACUACCACUGCUGUCACUGCAUUGGCAAGUGAAUCAUUGCCCAGCAGCUCCAGUAACACUGAAGAGGACACCAACGAGAAGACCGUCGUCGCAUGA
Molecule: messenger RNA, 2175 nt
Organism: Naumovozyma castellii
Lineage: Eukaryota; Fungi; Ascomycota; Saccharomycetes; Saccharomycetales; Saccharomycetaceae
Gene: FAT3
Product: Fat3p
Exons: 1
Coding region: 1-2175 (724 amino acids)
Source: RefSeq, a predicted model, not a curated record